UUCCUGGCCCCGCCCCCCUCCAGCCGCUCUACCCGCCGAUCGUCUCGUUGGUCGGCGCUCGGAAGCCGCAGGCCGGGCGCGAGAGGCGGAGCAGCAGCCCGAGGGCGGCGCGGUGGGCUGGUCUGGGCCUCCAGCUCGCCGCUGCGUCGUGGUCGCGCAGCUCAGCGGCCUGAGUGCUGGGCUAUUGCUCUUUCCCGACCGGGUUCCGAGGACGGCGCCUCCCCGAGCGCAGGGCCCUGCACCCUGACUUGGGUUCCACUACGCCAGAGAUAACGCCCACCCAGCCCCGGCUCCUCACCGCAUUUUCCCUUCCCGGCCUAUUUAGGCCCUUCUUCCCCAAGGUUGUGGCGUCAGGGCUCCCGCGAGUUUCGGAUGAGCCUAUAACAAUAUUUAGAAAUGGGACUCUGGAACCUGGGAGUACCGAAGAGACACCCUUAGGGCUCCCUGUCGCCGGCUUCUACAUUCUUCUCAAGUUGAGGAUCCCUUUCCUGUCCCCUUAAACUCACUACCGCCUGAGGUGUCAUGACCCCCAGGCCAGGGGGCGAGUGGAGCUCCGCCCUGUCCCACCUGGCGCUGGGAGCAGUGUCUCUACACGCAGCCCUGAGCACUGCCCAGGCAAAUCGAGGGGCCGCUGCUGGUUUCUUGCUCCAGGCCCUGGCCGCCGCCAUCAUGCUGGCUUCAGGGCUGGGCACGGAUGAAGACUGUCUUGCUGGAGCCUGGGUGGCCACUGUCAUUGGCCUGCCCCUUCUGGCAUUCGAUUUCCACUGGUGUACUAACGGUCACUUGAUGUGCGCUGGCUGUUUUAUCCACCUACUAGCAGAUGCCCGGCUGAAGGAGGAGCAGGCCACGUGCCCCAACUGUCGUUGUGAGAUCAGUAAGAGCCUCUGCUGCCGCAACCUGGCCGUGGAGAAGGCCGUGAGCGAGCUGCCCUCAGAGUGUGGCUUCUGCCUGUGCCAGUUCCCCCGCUCCAUCCUGGAGAGGCACCAGAAAGAGGAGUGCCAGGACAGGGUGACGCAGUGCAAGUACAAGCGCAUCGGCUGCCCGUGGCACGGCCCUUUCCACGAGCUGACGGUGCAUGAGGCCGCGUGUGCCCACCCAACCAAGACAGGCAACGAGCUGAUGGAGAUCCUGGAUGAGAUGGACCAAAGCCACCGCAAGGAGAUGCAGCUCUAUAACAGCAUCUUCAGUCUGCUCAGCUUCGAAAAGAUCGGCUACACAGAGGUCCAGUUCCGGCCAUACCGCACAGACGACUUCAUCACGCGUCUGUACUAUGAGACGCCUCGGUUCACAGUGCUGAACCAGACGUGGGUCCUGAAGGCACGCGUGAACGACUCGGAGCGCAACCCCAACCUUUCGUGCAAGCGCACCCUCUCCUUCCAGCUCCUGCUCAAGAGCAAGGUCACUGCACCCCUGGAGUGCUCCUUCCUGCUGCUCAAGGGCCCGUAUGACGACGUGAAGAUCAGCCCCGUCAUCUACCACUUCGUGUUCACCAACGAGAGCAACGAGACGGACUACGUGCCGCUGCCCAUCGUUGACUCCGUGGAGUGCAACAAGCUGCUGGCCGCCAAGAACAUCAACCUGCGGCUCUUCCUGUUCCAGAUUCAGAAGUAGGCGGCCCCACCCACGCCUGCUGCCACGGCUGCACCGCGCCCUUGCCCAUCUCAGCAGAGAAGGGAUGGAAGCGAACCCUGGGACGUCUGCAUGUGUGUGCGAAGGUGGGAGCCCCCUCGCCCUCUGCCCCACCUCCCCUGUCCUGGGCGCUGGAGGCUGGGCCCCCGAAGAGGAGACGCUGCUCGGGGACCCGAGGGGUGUGGCGUGGCUCAGCAGCCUGGCCCCAGCCCCAGCGUGCAGUGGGCCCCAUGCCUGCUCUGGGCUGCACACCGGACCACCUACAGCUCCUGGGCCGGGCUCGGGGGCACUGACCACAGACAGCAUAUUUGAUUGCAAUUAAAAAGGCACCCUUGUUUCCUA
Capra hircus (goat) is the source of this 1971-nucleotide messenger RNA. It is a transcript of the gene ZFTRAF1, whose product is annotated as cysteine and histidine rich 1. The transcript is spliced from 5 exons. NCBI's taxonomy places the organism in Eukaryota, Metazoa, Chordata, Mammalia, Artiodactyla, Bovidae. Gene Ontology annotation, cellular component: nucleus. The record is from RefSeq and is a predicted model, not a curated record. The coding region runs from base 523 to 1611 and encodes 362 amino acids.